Molecule: messenger RNA, 780 nt
Organism: Hirsutella rhossiliensis
Lineage: Eukaryota; Fungi; Ascomycota; Sordariomycetes; Hypocreales; Ophiocordycipitaceae
Product: rad9 domain-containing protein
Exons: 4
Coding region: 1-780 (259 amino acids)
Biological process (GO): translesion synthesis; leading strand elongation; mismatch repair
Cellular component (GO): PCNA complex
Molecular function (GO): DNA binding; DNA polymerase processivity factor activity
Source: RefSeq, a predicted model, not a curated record
AUGCUGGAAGCACGGCUCGAGCAGGCUAAUAUCCUGAAAAAGGUGGUCGAUGCCAUCAAAGAGCUCGUCCAGGAUUGCAACUUCGACUGCAAUGACUCGGGCAUCGCGCUUCAGGCCAUGGACAACUCGCACGUCGCCCUCGUGUCCAUGAUGCUCAAGGCCGAGGGCUUCUCGCCCUACCGAUGCGACCGCAACAUUGCCCUCGGCGUCAACCUGACGUCUCUGACAAAGGUUCUCCGCGCCGCUCAAAACGAGGAUAUCCUGACCCUCAAGGCCGAGGACGCCCCCGACGUCCUCAACCUCGUUUUUGAGAGCAGCGAGAACGACCGCAUCAGCGAGUACGACCUCAAGCUCAUGGACAUUGACCAGGAGCACCUGGGCAUCCCGCAGACAGAGUAUGCCUCCACCAUUGCCAUGCCCGCUGCCGAGUUUCGAAGAAUCUGCACAGACCUGGCUGCCAUGUCCGAAUCAGUCAACAUCGAGGCCUCCAAGGACGGCGUCAAGUUCUCGUGCAACGGCGACAUUGGCAACGGGUCCGUGACGCUGCGGAGCCACACCAACGUCGAGAAGCCCGAGCUCAACGUCGACAUUGAGCUGACGGAGCCCGUCUCUCUGACCUUUUCCCUCAAGUACCUCGUCAACUUUUGCAAGGCUGCCGCCCUUUCCUCCCAGGUCAAGAUCUGCCUGUCCAGCGAGGUACCCCUGCUGGUCGAGUACAACCUGUCUGGUAGCAGCUACCUGCGCUUCUAUCUGGCGCCAAAGAUUGGCGACGACGAGUAA